Messenger RNA from Chara braunii, 2539 nucleotides. Lineage: Eukaryota; Viridiplantae; Streptophyta; Charophyceae; Charales; Characeae. The record is from the annotation of a GenBank genome assembly.
CCUUAUUACCGGCAGCGGAAAUUGUGUAGUCCUUACUGUGGGAAAGAAGAUCGCAGUGUGAGGCCUCUUCGCCCGGGCCCUACUCGUUUUCGUAGCGCGGUGCAGUGGUGUGGUGCUGCGCGGGUGCGUCCGCCAUAUCCUCGCUCUCUUUGUCGUCCGUCGCAAGUGCGGUAGGCAGCCAUGGGAAAGGAGAAGUCACAUAUCAACAUCGUGGUCAUCGGCCAUGUCGACUCCGGCAAGUCGACGACCACGGGCCAUCUCAUCUACAAGUUGGGUGGCAUUGACAAGCGUGUGAUCGAGAGGUUCGAGAAGGAGGCGGCUGAGAUGAACAAGCGGUCCUUCAAGUACGCUUGGGUGUUGGACAAGCUGAAGGCGGAGCGCGAGCGUGGAAUCACCAUCGACAUCGCUUUGUGGAAGUUCGAGACGACGAAGUACUACGUGACUGUCAUCGAUGCGCCCGGCCAUCGCGACUUCAUCAAGAACAUGAUCACGGGCACUUCGCAGGCGGACUGCGCUGUGCUGGAGGCGGCGAGCUUCACGUCCCAGGUGAUCAUCAUGAACCACCCUGGGCAGAUCGGUAACGGGUAUGCGCCGGUGCUGGAUUGCCACACGUGCCACAUCGCGGUGAAGUUUGCCGAGCUGGUGGUGAAGAUCGAUCGGCGAACGGGCAAGGAGCUCGAGAAGGAGCCCAAGUUCCUGAAGAACGGAGACGCUGGUUUCGUGAAGAUGGUUCCAACGAAGCCGAUGUGUGUUGAGACCUUCGCCCAGUAUCCCCCUCUGGGUCGUUUCGCCGUGCGUGACAUGAGGCAGACGGUGGCCGUUGGCGUGAUCAAGGCCGUGGAGAAGAAGGAGAAGGAAGGCAAGGUGACGAAGGCCGCCAUGAAGAAGGGAGGAAAGUGAACUGGUAGCUUGUUUCCUCUUCAUGUGGAAUCUGUGCGGGAUUCCGACCUGUUUCUAGUGUGGGAAAGAUGCCGUGAUGUGAGUGGCGUAGAUACGCAUGAUUUUCUUAGUCACGCAGAGUCGGCUCUUGCAGCUGGCGAUGGUUUCGCCGGCGGUUUGGCAGUCGGAGGGAGAGCAGACGCGGAAGUAGUCGGUAGGACGUCAGGUUUUUUUCCUGUUUUCCGACGGGGAGUGGGAUUAUGUGACGACAGUGUUUCUCAGAAUUAUGAGGUUUGCGCUGUGCUGAGGGAGUGGUCGUUUCGGUGUCUUUCGGGUGACGCUAGGUCAAGGGAAGACACCUGUCGAGGGAUUGUUUCUCCAUCAUUCUCAUCUUGGAGUUUUGUGCGGUAUCUGUUGGGUCUGUACGAUGAUCGGAUGGAUACAGCUCGAUCGCGACAGACCUGGGUGCUCGAUAGGCGAUGGCGUGGUUAGUGAAUUCGGGCGCGUUGUCAGCUUCUACUCUUCUUCGAGAUUAGGUCUAUUCUUCGAGAUUAGGUUUAUUCUUUUGCGGAUUGUCGAGUUUGUUGAGUUGAUUCCAUAAUGAAUAAAUGGUCGGCCUAGACGGUUAGGGUUUUUAGCCUUCGUUGCGGCUUUGUUUCUUUCUGUUUGGGGAGUUUCUACGGCGAAGUGAAACAAUUUGUCGGUUCUGAAUUGAUGAUGAUUGAUUGCCGCUGGCUUACGGAAGUCUGCGGGUAAUUCGUCCGCGCUGUAAACGGACUCUACAGUACCCGUGCGUGUCUAUCAUUUUGCAAUACCGGUCAACACUCCGUCCUCCCUUGUUUUUUGAAUGUGAAGCAUGCCGUUUAACUGGUGAGAUUUCUCGACUUUUACCAAUGUGUGAAGGUCUUCCUAUUUACAGUCCCCUUGCCGCCGACCCUUUUUACAGUACAUAGAAUCUCAUUGAAUCUCUUUACUUCCUCUUUCUCUAUAGUACAUCCUCCUGAUCCCCUGUGUCGAUUUCCCCUCUUGCGAAUACGGCACGUAUGGACUGCCUGGUGUUGAUUUCCCCUCUUGCGAAUACGGCACGUUUGGACUGUUUUCAUACUUCCCGCUGGUAUGUACGUAUUGACGCAGUUCUGCUUUGCCCUCGCUGUGGCCCUCUUUUGCAUGCAAUACCCAAGUGUUUGUGGUGCCUGUGACACCUCCCUGUCCCAUUGCUGCUUUUGCACAUCCCUCGACAUUUCCUCUGUUGUCGGUGUAGAGGUUCUUACCGUUCAUGAAUGAUGUGAAACGCUUCCUCCCCUCCCCCUUCCCCAUAUCCUUUGGACACGGUUUUUCUUGUGACCCCCCCUUAGCACUCUGCUUUUACGGCUUGUGUGUAAAGUGCCGUCUAUUGUUGUACUCUUUUGGUGUUCCCCUGCCGAACGUCGUCCGCUCGUAAACCAUUCUCUCUCCUCAAUGCUCAUCAUCCAUCUCGAAUUCAGUGCUUAGAAUUUUCAAGCCAUUGUUAACCUUCGCCUGUCUUGUGGGUAAGCACCGUCCCCGUUGACGGUUUCUUCCUCUCUGCAGGUGGAUUUGGGAGUCUACUUAUGUUUAGCUGGAGUUAACAGUGUGACUGUUUGGGUCGGGUGUCGUCUACGUGUGCGAGACAGAUUUUGGU